Messenger RNA from Ostreococcus lucimarinus CCE9901, 1436 nucleotides. RefSeq lists its product with no specific name. The record is from RefSeq and is a predicted model, not a curated record. The coding region runs from base 49 to 1413 and encodes 454 amino acids. Lineage: Eukaryota; Viridiplantae; Chlorophyta; Mamiellophyceae; Mamiellales; Bathycoccaceae. The transcript has a single exon.
CGCGUCACACGGCGACGGCGAUCGUCGCGAGUUGCGCGGCGCUCGCACAUGCGUCGUGGGAUGACUCGAACGACGACGAGUCAGCGUCGCGCGUCGACGUCGGGGCGCAGAGACGCGUUCGAAGGCGCGUACGAACGAGAAGACGAUGAUGAUGGGACGUACGACGACGCCGACGACGCCGAUUCCGACGGUGAGUGGAUGGAUUACGACGACGAGGUCGAUCGAGUGAGCUUUCUCGCGUCUACGACGUUCCGUUCGAGCGCUGCGUCGAGCGAGCGGCGCGCGCGAGCGGCGAGGCGGCGAGGCGGCGACUCGGAGAGGUGCGGGUGCGCUUCGGGAGCGGUGGCGGCGUGUUUAUUGGUAUUAGGAGUGAGUUCUAUCGGGAGAGCAUCGUAUUCAAACGUGCUCGCUAGACAGCGAGAAGCGUACGCGCGAGUGGUGGAGGCUUGGGACGACGGUGAACGCGAAAAGUUUGCUCGCGUUAAAUUUGAGUGGGCGCUCGUCGCCGACGCCGAGCAGCCGACGUGGGUGUCGACGCGAGCGGUGACGACGCGCACGAAGGAGGGUGUGAAUUUCGGCGUCGCGACGUAUGAACCGUUGCGAUACGCGUUGGAGGGGGGUGAUUUGCUCGAGGCGUUUGGCAUUCCUUCGCUCAUACGAGACGGCGUGCUCGACGCGAGAGACGCGCCAGAUAUCCACGACAUUCUUCAUCCCGAUGCUGACAUACAUUCGUACACGAGUGGGUAUAACAAUACCGCGGUCAUGGGCGCAUUAAUGGGCACGCGUGCGUUGAGACUUCGCAUAAACGACGGCGCGCAAGCUCUGGAUGUGCGUAACGUUGAACUUUUCACCAAGGAGUUUCUCCCAAUCACGAAUUGGAAGACUUGCAAGUACCAACACGCUGGAUACCCCAACCACGGUGGCUGUGACACUUACAGCGUCAUCGAUAGAAUAUGCCUCAAGCUUCAGGCGACUUCUGGCGGGGAGUGGGAUUUAGACACGAGCGGUGGCGGCGCUGGUUGCGAGGCGCGCUCGAGCGAAGACGGCGCCGACGCAUACGAUCCGAUCAUUCGUCAUCGCAUCGUAGCGCCAGUGACGGGUGCGUAUCCCGCACUUUCUGUCGUACGAAAGACGCUUGCGUUGACGCGCGACGCGGAAACCGCCAUAUUAUUGCGCGCGUCGGAUGACCCGCACUUGUGGCUGUUAAACGCCACCGACGGCACGGCCGCUUUCGCCGCGGCGCAGUCAAGACUGAACGCCGCAGGCAUCGCGUUCGUCGUCCUCGCGGCCGUCUUUAGCAUUCCCGCGAUUUGUCUAUUACUCCCGAUGUUGUACGAAAAGUACACGGUGAAAGGUCGCUACGGACGUAGAAGUAGACGGGUAGAACCCGUGCCGCUGCGCGACAUGGUGUAAAACACACACGUAAUUAAUACGCG